Scatophagus argus is the source of this 3717-nucleotide messenger RNA. RefSeq names its product disks large homolog 4 (gene dlg4a). Bases 55 to 2460 code for a protein of 801 amino acids. Gene Ontology annotation, cellular component: postsynaptic density membrane; neuromuscular junction; neuron projection. Lineage: Eukaryota; Metazoa; Chordata; Actinopteri; Scatophagidae. The record is from RefSeq and is a predicted model, not a curated record. Gene Ontology annotation, molecular function: kinase binding. The transcript has 22 exons. Gene Ontology annotation, biological process: AMPA glutamate receptor clustering; chemical synaptic transmission; postsynaptic neurotransmitter receptor diffusion trapping.
ACCGACGAGCUCUGGUCUGUGCUGUCUGUGUGGCUGGUGUGAGGCUCUGGACUGAUGUCUCUGCCUGUCAGGAAUUUAAAGUGUCUCUCGCCGGUCAUGUGCCAGUGUAAGGUCAUCUGCAGCAACCGGACCCUCUCUCUCAUGUUCGGGUGUAAGAAGUACAGGUACCAGGAUGAGGAGACGCCCCCCUUGGAGCACAGUCCAGCACAUCUGGCUCCAGGGAAAAGUGCCGAGAUGCUUCAUAUGAGUGACAAGAACCUUGCUGCCAUGGAGGCCAUACAUGGCUACACACCACAUACACAUAUCUCUCCUGUCAAGCCUGUGUUGAUGUCUACGGGACACACUCCAAUGUACACCUCUGCUGUUUCCACACUGGGAAACACUCCUCCAGUGGUGGUGAACACUGACACACUCGAUGGCUCCCCAUAUGUGAAUGGGACAGAAGGGGAAAUCGAGUAUGAGGAGAUCACACUGGAGAGAGGUAACUCAGGCCUUGGCUUCAGCAUAGCAGGGGGAACAGACAACCCACACGUGGGCGAUGACCCCAGCAUCUUCAUCACCAAAAUCAUACCUGGAGGAGCCGCAGCUCAGGAUGGACGACUGAGUGUGAAUGACUGCAUCUUAUUUGUGAAUGAUGUUGACGUGAGGGAGGUGACACACAGCCAAGCUGUGGAGGCCCUUAAGGAGGCAGGUGCUAUUGUCCGCCUCUAUGUCCUCCGCAGAAAACCAGCAGCAGAGAAAGUCACUGAAAUCAAACUCAUCAAAGGGCCUAAAGGAUUAGGUUUCAGCAUUGCUGGAGGGGUGGGAAACCAGCACAUACCAGGAGAUAACAGUAUCUAUGUCACCAAGAUCAUUGAAGGCGGAGCGGCUCAUAAAGAUGGCCGUCUGCAGAUCGGGGACAAGAUCUUAGCGGUGAACAAUGUGUGUCUGGAGGAUGUGAUGCAUGAGGAUGCGGUGGGGGCUCUGAAGAACACAGCCGAGGUGGUGUACCUCAGGGUGGCCAAGCCCAACAACCUGUUUCUGACCAACUCCUAUAACCCACCAGACCUCACCAGCACAUAUUCCCAUAUGGACACUGAACUCAGCCACCCCAACUAUCUUGGAUCAGAUUACCCACAAGCUCUCACUCCCACCUCACCUAGUCGGUUUUCUCCUGUUCUGCACGGCAUGAUGGGUGAUGAUGACAUUCCCCGGGAGCCUCGCAGAGUUUUGAUCCACCGAGGCUCCACAGGCCUGGGAUUCAACAUUGUUGGAGGAGAGGACGGAGAGGGAAUAUUUAUCUCUUUCAUUCUGGCAGGGGGGCCAGCUGACCUCAGCGGAGAGCUGCACAAGGGCGAUCAGAUCCUCAGCGUGAACGGCGUGGACCUGCGUAUGGCCACACAUGAACAGGCAGCUGCCGCACUGAAGAACGCUGGCCAGACGGUGACCAUCAUCGCUCAGUACAGACCUGAUGAAUACAGCCGCUUUGAGGCCAAGAUCCAUGACUUGAGGGAACAGCUGAUGAACAGCAGCAUGGGCUCUGGGACCACAACGCUAAGGAGCAACCCAAAGAGAGGCUUCUACAUCAGGGCUCUUUUUGACUAUGACAAGACUGCAGACUGUGGCUUCCUCAGUCAGGCACUGGGCUUCAAGUUUGGGGAUGUGCUGCAUGUGUUGGACUGUGGAGACGAGGAGUGGUGGCAGGCCCGCAAGGUCAGCCCCCAGAAUGAGGCUGAGGAGGUCGGCUUCAUCCCCAGCAAGCACAGGGUGGAAAGAAAAGAGUGGUCUCGUGUGAACACCAAAGAGAGGGACCAUGGUCGAGACACCUUGAGCACUCAAGGGAGAGAUAGAGAUAAAACCUCACACAGCUAUGAGACAGUCACCCAAGUGGAAGUUCAUUAUGCAAGGCCCAUCAUCAUUCUGGGCCCUGUGAAAGACAGGAUAAAUGAUGACUUGUUGUCUGAGUUCCCUGAUAAGUUUGGAUCUUGUGUCCCACACACCACGCGGCCCAAGAGGGAGUAUGAGGUGGAUGGGCGGGACUAUCAUUUCGUGUCGUCACGGGAACAGAUGGAAAAGGACAUCCAGAGCCAUCGGUUCAUUGAGGCAGGCCAGUACAACAGUCAUCUGUAUGGCACCAGUGUCCAGAGUGUUCGCGAGGUGGCUGAGCAGCAGGGGAAACACUGCAUCCUGGAUGUAUCUGCCAAUGCUGUGCGCAGACUACAAGCAGCUCAGCUUCAUCCCAUUGCCAUCUUUGUACGGCCCAAGUCACUGGAGAAUGUCCUAGAGAUCAACACUCGCCUGACAGAGGAGCAGGCCAGGAAAGGAAUGGACCGAGCCCUCAAGCUAGAACAAGACUUCCUAGAGUGUUUCUCAGCUGUCGUGGAAGGGGACAGCUUUGAAGAGGUCUAUCACAAAGUAAAGACAGUGAUCGAGGAGCAAUCAAGGCCUUACAUCUGGAUCCCCACUCGGGAGAGGCUGUGAUGCUGCACCCGCCCCGCCACCCCUUCCUCACAACCACCAUCCAACACCACCCUUCACCCUCACAGCCAAGCCAGCCUCGCCUGCCUGUCUGUCCUCCAGCAAAGUCAGUGCUUAGGCAAUCACUGAGAAUGACACAGAGAGACAAGUGCAUACUAAGACAAACACAGAGACAAACACAGGAAGUGACACAGCCAGGCAAAGAACGAUACCAAAAAAGAGACUCUGAGACAGAUGUGAACACAGUGAUGUGUAAUUAGACUGAAAGAGACUGGGAGAAAAGACUUAAUCAGUAUUCCACUUUAAUGAGGCAGAGUAUUGAGACCCUGUUCACACUUAGCAUUAAAAUGCAUCUUGGCCAAGUGGACAGCUCUAAAUACAGCUGUGACUGCACCCGAGAGAGGCGACACAGAUGUCCUGAACGCAAGCUGAUUUAGGGCUGCCAAACAACUUCGGGUGUGAUGGGUGUUUCUUCCGUGGAGAUGCAGUUGCAGCUUCUCGACCAAUAAGAGUAAGUAAGUCCAAUCACAAGCGAUUACUUGAGAAAUUUCUGUCACAUUCUGGUGCCAGGUGUGAACUUCAGUCUGUGUCGUCUGGAUCUCAGCACAGUCUGGAUAUAUCUGGACAUUAGGUUCGAACAGGGCUUGAAAGCAAGAAGAGGGUGAGCCAGCAGGGAUGGACCCCGAUGUAGUAUUAAGACCACCCACCCUCCCCACCUCCCCUCAAGUCUCAGUCUCCUAUUGAACACCUCCACGCGCCUAUGUCUGAGACGGAGGUGCCCAAAAAGACAAUUGCCCCUCUUUUUAUAUCACCUCCUCCUCCUCCUCCUCCUCUCUGUCAGCUGUGUCUCGUUUCGGGACAGGAAGGGGGGGCGACUGAGAACGGGGCACCCACAUCCUGCUGAGUCCCUCUUGAUGAGGAGUCUUUUCUCAGCAAAGAGUCCUUUUUCUUGUUGAUCUCCUCUUGGUUCUGAGAGUGAACUCAGAAUAACACCUCAGUGACCAAGACUGACACUUGCCCAAUAAUCCUAUGUUGAAUAUUGAAAGGCAUUAUUUAAAAGCAGUUUGAAUAAUUAUAAUGAUAAAAACUCAUAUGCUGAAUUUGUGCAUGCAUCCUCAGAGACUAUGGAGACAAAAACAAUGGAAAAAUCCCACUUAAAAAAGAAAGGCGUAGAAGUAGGGUGUGUUCUCCUUCUCCGCCUCCUUAUCGUGAAGGAGUUUUUUAGCAUGUCUCACAAAGGAAGAAGCGAAGGUGAGAGAC